GCCUGACGCGGGCCAUGAGGGUCACCCUGCGCGUGGGGCAGCGCCCAGGGGCGGAGCCGCCGCCGGACCCGGACGGGACAGGUUCAGCCAAUCAGACGAGCCCGCCCGGGCCGGGCCCCUCCCCCCGCGCGGGGGGGGGGCGGUGCUGGGGGGGCGCGGGGGGAGGGGCGGCGCUGCUGGCGCUGGUGGGGGCGGGGGGGGCGCUGUGGUGGCGGCGCCGCCCCCGGAGACCCCCAAAAACCCCGCGGGGGGGCGGGGGGGCGGGGCCAGCGCGGCCCCGCCCCCACGGGCCCGGCCCCGCCCACCCCCUGCGCGAGCUGCCCCUCCCCCCCGCCGCCCCUCCCCCCGCCUACUACAAGGUAUGAGGGGUGGGGGAGGGGGCGGGACCCCCCAAAAGAGGGGAGGACCCCUCCCAAAAAUGCAAGGACACGCCCCGCCCUGAAGCUCCGCCCCCUCGGGGCAAAGAGGAAUGAAGGCCCCAAAAAGGGAAGAAUUUGCCCCAAAAAGAACCCCCAGGUGUGGGGGGCGGGGCUUAACCGGGAGGCGUGGCCUGAAUGGGGCGGAGUCACCAAAGGGGUGUGGCCUACUCGCAUAUUGUACUGCCUAGGGGCGUGGUCAACCAAAUAUAGGCGUGGUAGCCAUAAAUGGGCGUGGCUUACCUGGGGAGGCGGAGCUUGAGCGGCUUUGAGGCGUCACCCCCAGAAAUGGGGCGGGGCUUUCUCGUGCCACCCUCCCAUUGGUCACGAUGAAGCCCCGCCCCACACAAACGGGUAGGGAUCUCUUAUGCCACACCUCCAUGGCAAAGGGGGGCGGGGCUUUUCCCUCACAGCGACAUGGCCGCCGCCAGAGCGGAUGAACAGGAAGUGACGUCACCGCGACAGAGAGGCGCGGCUUCCUGUGUGAUGUCGCGAGGGGGGCGGGGCCACGACCG
Molecule: messenger RNA, 931 nt
Organism: Vidua macroura (Pin-tailed whydah)
Lineage: Eukaryota; Metazoa; Chordata; Aves; Passeriformes; Viduidae
Product: basic proline-rich protein-like
Exons: 3
Coding region: 15-365 (116 amino acids)
Source: RefSeq, a predicted model, not a curated record